UGACAUAACAAAAAUUGUAGGUUAGGAACACUGUUGUCAAACCAACAAACUGCGAUAAUUUCAAUUUUCAUUUUCAUUUCCUACUGUUCAUCCUUCCUUAGUAUAUGGAAAUGUAAAAAUUGCUCACUGCGAUGUCUUCUUCAGCUGAAUUGGUGCAGAACGCCGUAGAAGCAGCCAGGAAAGCUGUAGAAUUCGAUCAAAAUAAUCAGCAUGAGCCUGCGGUUUAUUUUUAUGAAACUGCUGCCAGAUUAUUAGACCAGGCAGCUUCACUCAGUAGUCCCGAAAAGACUGCAUCACUCUCAGAGAAAUCUUCGGAAUAUAAGCGUAGAGCAGAGGAAUUACAUGAAACUAAAAUCAACAAAAAUACUCUUAUACAAAAUGACGAUGAGAAUAAAUUGAAAGUUAAAAGGGGGUACUUUUUAAUCCAACAAGCUAUAGAUGAAGAUGAGAGUGGAGACAGGCAAGAUGCGAUUGAAUUAUAUACCAAAGCUAUAGAAUAUAUAACGCAAAACCCUACUUUGAUGCAGGGCGAUCUAAAAGAUUUAGCGUUGAGAGCUUUAGAACGGGCAGAAAAUUUAAAAGAAUCAACAAAAGCAUCAUCAACAAGUAAUACAGUACAUGAGCACCAAGCAUUUCCAACACCAACAAAUACUAAUUAUUAUCGAAGACAAAAUUUACAUAGAGGAACAUCGGCCCAUCUGCAAGUUACUGGAAAUGAACAAUAUAGUGAAGAAGAAAAGAAAGUGUUGCUAAUCACGUCGAGAAUCAACAAACACGAUUAUGUACCAUUCAUGAGUAUAGACUUGAAAGAAAGAUUUCAAUAUUCUAUUCCAUUUUCAGAUAAAGAUGGAUAUCUAGCCCUGUCCCCUAAACAAAAACGGGAAUUCGCUACGUGGAUAAGACCAUCUGAUAUUUGUUCGGAACCAUGUAUAGUGCAUGGAAACUCACCAAAUUAUCUAAAUAUCAAGCAGACAAUCAUUUCUGAUUGCUCAUUCAUUGCUAGUUUGGCUGUGAGCGCCUCAUACGAGACAAGAUUUGGAAGAAAGUUGGUAACAUCAAUCGUAUAUCCUCAAACUAAAGAUAAAAAACCAGUGUUUAACCCAUUUGGAAAAUAUAUGGUUAAGUUACAUAUCAAUGGUAUCGCUAGAAAAGUUAUCAUAGAUGACUACUUUCCCAUAAGCAAGUAUGGACAAUUACUUUGUUCUUACUCAAGCAAUAAAAAUGAGUUUUGGAUAUCGAUUCUGGAGAAAGCUUAUAUGAAAGUGAUGGGCGGUUAUGAUUUUCCAGGAAGUAAUAGUAAUGUUGACCUUUAUGCAUUAACAGGUUGGAUACCAGAAAGAAUGUCGAUAAAAUCUGAAGAAUUUAAUAAAAACGCACUCUUUAAUAGCUUAGAAUCUCGGAUGGCAAAAGGCGAUGUUUUAGUUACAGUGGCAACAGGGGAACUUACUGAAAGUGUCGCAGAGAGAAGUGGACUUGUUGCUACUCAUGCUUACGCGGUGAUGGAUGUGAGAACAGUUAAUGGGGUUAGGUUGUUGAAACUCAAGAACCCUUGGUCGCAUUUGAGAUGGAGAGGAAACUACUCCGAAUUAGACACCGUACACUGGACACCGGAGUUACAGAAUCUGCUACAUUACGAUCCGAGCUGUGCAGCACAGUUUGAUAACGGAGUGUUUUGGAUCGACUAUGAUAGUUUGUGCGCUUUCUUCGAUGUGUUUUACAUGAAUUGGAACCCGGAGUUAUUCAAAUAUACUUAUUGCAUUCAUUCGUCAUGGAGUGCUGGGCUCGGUCCAGCUAAAGAUUUGUAUACCAUCAGUUCAAACCCUCAAUUUUCACUUGAAGUGAGCUCAACGGCUUCUUCAGCCGCUGUUUGGAUUUUGUUGACGAGACAUAUCACCGACAUCGAUGAUUUCAGGGAAAACAAGGAAUAUAUUACUGUGUUUGUUUAUCAGACCAAUGGAAAAAAGGUGUAUUAUCCAUAUGAUCCACCUCCAUAUAUCGAUGGGGUUAAAAUAAAUAGUCCCCAUUAUUUAUGUAAAUUAAUACUGCAAUCAACAAGUCCGAGAAAAUAUACAAUAGUUAUCUCGCAGUAUGAAAAAUCUCAAACAAUUUAUUACACGUUAAGAGCUUAUUCCACUUGUCCAUUCACUCUCACUAAAAUUGAGGAUCCUUGUAGAUACGUGAAAGAGCUUACUGGGGAAUGGAAGGGUAUUACAGCAGGUGGCUGUCCGAACCAUCCAACGACUUAUAGGAACAAUCCAAAGUUCAAGGUCACUGUUUCGUCUUCGACAAAUGACAAUAAACUGUUGGUAGAACUGAAAGGACCUAAACAAUACCAAAUCGGCUUCGAUGUUACCAUCAACAAAAUAAACGAUCAUGAUACUUUUACUGCGCCGUUUAGAUCUAAAUCGUCAGGUGCUUAUAGAUCUGGGUAUGUCGUGUUGGAGUUGGAUAACAUACCAGCAGGUAUUCUGACUAUAGUACCUUCGACAUUUUUGCCAAAUCAAGAGGGGCCAUUCAUCUUAUCGGUGAAAUCGUCUUGUCUAAUAGACUUGGCGCCAAUUUGAUGUGAAAAUUUUGAAUCUUAGGAGGAAUAGGCUUCAAAUCAACGUUUUAAGCAUCGAUAUUUCCACCAAUCAACUGCCUGUGAUCACUCAAUAGUUGAAAAUAUUCAGGAAUUCUAACAGAGUUAUAAUGUUGCUUCGAAUUAUAUUUUAUUUUUGCUUUUAAUAAAAAGAUAUUUUAUUACUAGUGA
Coccinella septempunctata (seven-spotted ladybird) is the source of this 2752-nucleotide messenger RNA. RefSeq names its product calpain-7-like. Lineage: Eukaryota; Metazoa; Arthropoda; Insecta; Coleoptera; Coccinellidae. Gene Ontology annotation, molecular function: calcium-dependent cysteine-type endopeptidase activity. Bases 132 to 2564 code for a protein of 810 amino acids. Gene Ontology annotation, biological process: proteolysis. The transcript is spliced from 8 exons. The record is from RefSeq and is a predicted model, not a curated record.